Molecule: messenger RNA, 5721 nt
Organism: Vespa crabro (European hornet)
Lineage: Eukaryota; Metazoa; Arthropoda; Insecta; Hymenoptera; Vespidae
Exons: 42
Coding region: 195-5549 (1784 amino acids)
Molecular function (GO): oxidoreductase activity, acting on paired donors, with incorporation or reduction of molecular oxygen; heme binding; iron ion binding
Source: RefSeq, a predicted model, not a curated record
UAACAGUAAUAUUUAUCAAUAUUCUGUCGAAGUUGUAUAAAUUUUAUGUUUUUCGUAAGACGAUUAAUAAAAUACCUGGUGAUGCAUCCUUCUUCCGUAACGUAAUCAAUUUCAACAGAUUAUCAAAAGAGGAAUAUCAUAAAGUCUUCUGUCAAUAUACAGUUCGAUAUAAAGAAGGGAUUUAUAAAUUAUGGAUGGGAUAUAAACCAAUGGUAUACAUUUACAAGCCUGAAUAUGCAGAGGUCAUUCUCAAAAGUAGUACGAAUAUAACCAAAGCAUCUACUUACGAUAGUUUACAGCCUUGGUUAGGACAUGGUCUUUUAACCGCGACUGGUUCUAAGUGGUUCCACGACAGGAAAUUGAUUACCCCGUCAUUUCAUUUUUCUAUGCUCGAUAAUUUCAUCAUAGUAAUGCUCGAAAAGAGCGAAAUUUUGAUCGAUCGUAUAGAGAAAGAAAUGGAGAAAAAUUUUGGAAAGAAUGGAGUCAAUAUUUAUCCAUUGAUUGCUGAUUUUACGUUGGAUGUUAUAUGCGAAACAACAAUGGGCGUUAACAUACAUGCGCAGGAUAAUACAAUUACUGGUUACUCCGAUAACGUACACAAGUAUGAGACGACGAAUUCUAUGUUUUAUCGUUAUAUACGUCCUUGGUUAAAACUAGAUUCGAUAUUUGCAUUGACAGCCGAAGGGAAGCAAUUUUAUUCAUCGAUCAAGGAAUUACAUCGUUUUAAUAGAGAGGUGAUAAAGAUGAAAAAGGAGGCUCGUCGAGAGCAAAGUCAAGACGACAGAGAAUUUGACGAAUUAGGUAGAAAAAAAAGGAAAUCCUUCAUAGAUAUCUUAUUAGAUAUCAACGAAAAUAAUUCUAAUCAGCUUUCGGAAAAGGAUAUGGAUGAACAAGUAGCUACAAUAAUGUUCGCUGGUCACGAUACUACUGCUACCGCCAUUUUUUGGACAUUGUUAUGUUUGGCAACCGAGCCAGAAAUUCAAGAUAAAGUUUACGAGGAACUGAAGGAUGUAUUCGACACUUUGGACGGUUCAAUUAGCAUGAGUACAAUUUCCCAAUUGGAAUAUUUGGAUAGAGUGUGCAAGGAAACUUUAAGGCUCUAUACAGUUGCUCCUGAAUUUUCACGACAAAUAACAGAGGAAAUAACGAUAGAAUAUCAUAAAGUCUUCUGUCAAUAUACAGUUCGAUAUAAAGAAGGGAUUUAUAAAUUAUGGAUGGGAUAUAAACCAAUGGUAUACAUUUACAAGCCCGAAUAUGCAGAGAUCAUUCUCAAAAGUAGUACGAAUAUAACCAAAGCAUCUACUUACGAUAGUUUACAGCCUUGGUUAGGACAUGGUCUUUUAACCGCGACUGGUUCUAAGUGGUUCCAUGACAGGAAAUUGAUUACUCCGGCAUUUCAUUUUUCUAUGCUCGAUAAUUUUAUCAUAGUAAUGCUCGAAAAGAGCGAAAUUUUGAUCGAUCGUAUAGAGAAAGAAAUGGAGAAAAAUUUUGGAAAAAAUGGAAUCAAUAUUUAUCCAUUGGUUUCUGAUUUUGCGUUAGAUGUUAUAUGCGAAACAACAAUGGGCGUUAACAUACAUGCGCAGGAUAAUACAUUUACUGAUUACUCCAAUUACAUACACAAAGCGACGAAUUCUAUGUUUUAUCGUUAUAUACGUCCUUGGUUAAAACUAGAAUCGAUAUUUGCAUUGACAGCCGAAGGGAAGCAAUUUUAUUCAUCGAUCAAGGAAUUACAACGUUUUAAUAGAGAGGUGAUAAAGAUGAAAAAGGAGGCUCGUCGAGAGCAAAGUCAAGACGACAGAGAAUUUGACGAAUUAGGUAGAAAAAAAAGGAAAUCCUUCCUAGAUAUCUUAUUAGAUAUCAACGAAAAUAAUUCUAAUCAGCUUUCGGAAAAGGAUAUGGAUGAACAAGUAGCUACAAUAAUUUCCGCUGGUCACGAUACUAGUGCUGCUUCUAUUUUCUGGACAUUGUUAUGUUUGGCAACCGAGCCUGAAAUUCAAGAUAAGGUUUAUGAGGAACUGAAGAAUGUAUUCGACGAUUUGGACGGUCCAAUUACGAUGAAUACAAUUUCCAAAUUGAAAUAUUUGGAGAGAGUGUGCAAGGAAACUUUAAGGCUCUAUACAGUUGCUCCUGAAUUUUCACGACAAAUAACAGAGGAAAUAACGAUAGAAUAUCAUAAAGUCUUCUGUCAAUAUACAGUUCGAUAUAAAGAAGGGAUUUAUAAAUUAUGGAUGGGAUAUAAACCAAUGGUAUACAUUUACAAGCCCGAAUAUGCAGAGGUCAUUCUCAGAAGUAGUACGAAUAUAACCAAAGCAACUACUUACGAUAGCUUUAAGCCUUGGAUAGGAGAUGGUCUUAUAACCUCGACAGGUUCUAAGUGGUUCUACGACAGGAAAUUGAUUACCCCGGCAUUUCAUUUUUCUAUGCUCGAUAAUUUCAUCAUAGUAAUGCUCGAAAAGAGCGAAAUUUUGAUCGAUCGUAUAGAGAAAGAAAUGGAGAAAAAUUUUGGAAAGAAUGAGGUCAAUAUUUAUCCAUUGAUUGCUCAUUUUACGUUGGAUGUUAUAUGCGAAACAACAAUGGGCGUUAACAUACAUGCGCAGGAUAAUACAAUUACUGGCUACCCCGAUUACAUACACAAAUCGGAGUAUUCUAUAUUGCAUCGAUAUUUACGUCCUUGGUUAAAACUCGAUUCGAUAUUUGCAUUGACAGCUGAAGGGAAAGAAUUUUAUUCGUCGAUUAAGGAAAUACAUCGUUUUAAUAGAGAGGUGAUAAAAAAGAAAAAAGAGGCUCGUCGAGAGCAACGUCAAGACGACAGAGAAUUUGACGAAUUAGGUGGAAAAAAAAGGAAAGCCUUCAUAGAUAUCUUAUUAGAUAUCAACGAAAAUAAUUCUAAUCAGUUUUCAGAAGAGGAACUGGAUGAACAAGUAGCUACAAUAAUGUUCGCUGGUCACGAUACUACUGCUACCGCUAUUUUUUGGACAUUGUUUUGUUUGGCAACCGAGUCUGAAAUUCAAGAUAAGGUGUACGAUGAACUGAAAACUGUAUUCGACGAUUUGGACGGUCCAAUUACGAUGAAUACAAUUUCCCAAUUGAAAUAUUUGGACAGAGUGUGCAAGGAAGCUUUAAGGCUCUAUCCAGUAAUACCUAAAUAUUCACGACAAAUAACAGAGGAAAUAACGAUAGAAUAUCAUAAAGUCUUCUGUCAAUAUACAGUUCGAUAUAAAGAAGGGAUUUAUAAAUUAUGGAUGGGAUAUAAACCAAUGGUAUACAUUUACAAGCCCGAAUAUGCAGAGGUCAUUCUCACAAGUAGUACGAAUAUAACCAAAGCAUCUACUUACGAUAGUUUACAGCCUUGGUUAGGACAUGGUCUUUUAACCGCGACUGGUUCUAAGUGGUUCCACGACAGGAAAUUGAUUACCCCGUCAUUUCAUUUUUCUAUGCUCGAUAAUUUCAUCAUAGUAAUGCUCGAAAAGAGCGAAAUUUUGAUCGAUCGUAUAGAGAAAGAAAUGGAGAAAAAUUUUGGAAAGAAUGGAGUCAAUAUUUAUCCAUUGAUUGCUGAUUUUACGUUGGAUGUUAUAUGCGAAACAACAAUGGGCGUUAACAUACAUGCGCAGGAUAAUACAUUUACUGGUUACUCCGAUUACAUACACAAAGGGACGAAUUCUAUGUUUUAUCGUUAUAUACGUCCUUGGUUAAAACUAGAUUCGAUAUUUGCAUUGACAGCCGAAGGAAAGCAAUUUUAUUCAUCGAUCAAGGAAAUACAUCGUUUUAAUAGAGAGGUGAUAAAGAUGAAAAAGGAGGCUCGUCGAGAGCAAAGUCAAGACGACAGAGAAUUUGAAGAAUUAGGUAGAAAAAAAAGGAAAUCCUUCAUAGAUAUCUUAUUAGAUAUCAACGAAAAUAAUUCUAAUCAGCUUUCGGAAAAGGAUAUGGAUGAACAAGUAGCUACAAUAAUGUUCGCUGGUCACGAUACUACUGCUACCGCCAUUUUUUGGACAUUGUUAUGUUUGGCAACCGAGCCAGAAAUUCAAGAUAAAGUUUACGAGGAACUGAAGGAUGUAUUCGACAAUUUGGACGGUUCAAUUAGCAUGAGUACAAUUUCCCAAUUGGAAUAUUUGGAUAGAGUGUGCAAGGAAACUUUAAGGCUCUAUACAGUUGUUCCUGAAUUUUCACGACAAAUAACAGAGGAAAUAACGAUAGAAUAUCAUAAAGUCUUCUGUCAAUAUACAGUUCGAUAUAAAGAAGGGAUUUAUAAAUUAUGGAUGGGAUAUAAACCAAUGGUAUACAUUUACAAGCCCGAAUAUGCAGAGGUCAUUCUCAGAAGUAGUACGAAUAUAACCAAAGCAACUACUUACGAUAGCUUUAAGCCUUGGAUAGGAGAUGGUCUUAUAACCUCGACAGGUUCUAAGUGGUUCCACGACAGGAAAUUGAUUACCCCGGCAUUUCAUUUUUCUAUGCUCGAUAAUUUCAUCAUAGUAAUGCUCGAAAAGAGCGAAAUUUUGAUCGAUCGUAUAGAGAAAGAAAUGGAGAAAAAUUUUGGAAAGAAUGGAGUCAAUAUUUAUCCAUUGAUUGCUGAUUUUACGUUGGAUGUUAUAUGCGAAACAACAAUGGGCGUUAACAUACAUGCGCAGGAUAAUACAAUUACCGGCUACCCCGAUUACAUACACAAAUCGGAGUAUUCUAUAUUGCAUCGAUAUUUACGUCCUUGGUUAAAACUAGAUUCGAUAUUUGCAUUGACAGCUGAAGGGAAAGAAUUUUAUUCGUCGAUUAAGGAAAUACAUCGUUUUAAUAGAGAGGUGAUAAAGAUGAAAAAGGAGGCUCGUCGAGAGAAAUGCCAAGAUGACAGCGAAUUUGACGAAUUAGGUAGAAAAAAAAGAAAAGCCUUCAUAGAUAUUUUAUUAGAUAUCAACAAAAAUGAUUCUAAUCAGUUUUCGGAAAAGGAUAUGAAUGAACAAGUAGCUACAAUAAUGUUCGCUGGUCACGAUACUACUGCUACCGCUAUUUUUUGGACAUUGUUUUGUUUGGCAACCGAGCCUGAAAUUCAAGAUAAGGUUUACGAUGAACUAAAGAAUGUAUUCGAUGAUUUGGACGGUCCAAUUACGAUGAAUACAAUUUCCCAAUUGAAAUAUUUGGACAGAGUGUGCAAAGAAUCUUUAAGGCUCUAUGCAAUUGUACCUGUCUAUUCACGACAAAUAACAAACGAAAUAAUGAUAGGUAAAUACGUAAUUCCGAAGAAUACAGAAUUGGCAAUUCAUGUUCAUGGUUUGCACCAUGAUCCUGAAAUUUGGACGGAACCAGAUAAAUUUAACCCGGACAGGUUUUUGACCAAUGAAACGCAAAAUAGAAAUCCUUUUUCAUAUCUACCGUUUAGCGCUGGACCAAGAAAUUGUAUCGGACAGAAAUUCGCGAAUCUAGAACUUAAAUUGGUCAUAGCAAUGUUGUUGAGAAAAUGGAUGGUCAAAUCUUCAAUUUCACGAAAAGAUAUUAAAACGUAUCAUACUAUCGUUUUACGACCAUUGGAUGAUGUAUAUUUUCGUUUUAUACCGAGGAAAUGAGAAAACUAUAAAGAGAUCGAGAGAGAGAGUUAGUUUCUUUAUCUUUCGAAAAAAUUCAUAUGUCUUGUAUUAUCGUUUAUAAAUUAAAUUCGACGAAUUAGUUUGUGUUUGUACGAAUUACGAUUUUUCCGCAUUGAAUAUGGUUUAUGAAAUAAAAUAGAAAAAGAACUUA